AUGAAUGCCUUUAGUGUCUAUAUGUACGGUGCUCCUUGUUUGUUGAUCUUGUGUUAUGCUGCUUCCAUGUGUAGGAGAGACUGCAGUUUUGCACCGUUUGCUAAUGAUUUUCACUUGGUCCAACAGUGUGUCUAUAGUUCAAUGCCCAUAUCCUCGCACCAAGCGGUUGCCUCGGCCGAUGAGCUUCUAGCCAUUUUCACAGUGAUCGCCCACUCCGCAGAUGAAGCAGUGUUCUCCAACCUCGGAUAUGCGUAUCCUGUAGUGUUAAUUCGCAUAACACAUUACGCUGGUCACUUUUCUAGUUGA
This is a messenger RNA of Arabis nemorensis, 306 nucleotides long. Lineage: Eukaryota; Viridiplantae; Streptophyta; Magnoliopsida; Brassicales; Brassicaceae. The record is from the annotation of a GenBank genome assembly.